Messenger RNA from Carassius gibelio (silver crucian carp), 3301 nucleotides. Its product is annotated as S-adenosylmethionine synthase. Lineage: Eukaryota; Metazoa; Chordata; Actinopteri; Cypriniformes; Cyprinidae. Bases 267 to 1439 code for a protein of 390 amino acids. Gene Ontology annotation, biological process: S-adenosylmethionine biosynthetic process. Gene Ontology annotation, molecular function: ATP binding; methionine adenosyltransferase activity. The record is from RefSeq and is a predicted model, not a curated record. The transcript is spliced from 10 exons. Gene Ontology annotation, cellular component: cytosol.
AGAGAGUGAGUAAAGUUUAGUGUGUGUGUUUUCUUUCUGCCAUAUAUAGGGGCAAACUUGCUUCGAGACGAGGUUGUGUGUUACAUAGUCUGUGAUCGAUCUGCAAACCUCUCUUUCUUUCUAUCAUUCUUUCUUCUAUACCCCCAGGACUAUAAGGAGCUCUGCAUACUUGGCCUGCUUUAGCCAAAGCUGGAGGAAAAUUUCUGAGUACUUGAUCGAUUAUUUUGUCCUGUUGAUUUCGAAGAUCUGUUCAGUUGCUGGCAAACAUGGAAGGAAUGAAUGAUGUUCAUGAUGACGGAUCCUUCAUGUUCACCUCAGAGUCUGUGGGAGAAGGGCAUCCAGAUAAAAUCUGUGACCAAAUCAGUGAUGCAGUUCUUGAUGCACACUUGAAGCAGGACCCAGAUGCCAAAGUGGCCUGUGAAACUGUUUGUAAGACUGGCAUGGUACUUCUCUGUGGUGAGAUCACAUCUCGGGCCAACGUUGACUACCAGAAGGUUGUGCGAGACACCAUUAAACACAUUGGUUACGACAACUCUGAAAAAGGAUUUGACUAUAAAACCUGCAAUGUGCUGGUGGCUCUCGAGCAGCAGUCUCCUGAUAUAGCGCAGGGUGUCCACGUUGACAGACAUGAGGAAGAUAUUGGAGCUGGAGACCAGGGGCUCAUGUUUGGUUACGCCACUGAUGAGACGGAGGAGUGCAUGCCACUCACUAUUGUCCUCGCUCACAAACUCAAUGCCAAAAUGGCUGAGCUGCGGCGGGAUGGCACCAUCCCAUGGCUCCGCCCAGACUCAAAAACUCAGGUCACUGUGCACUACAAGCAGGAGAACGGCGCUGUGAUUCCUUUGCGUGUCCACACAGUGGUCAUCUCCGUCCAACAUGACGACUGCAUUUCACUGGAGGAGCAGCAGCGCAUUCUGAAGGAGAAGGUCAUCAAAGCUGUGGUGCCAGCGAAAUAUCUCGACGAUAAGACUGUCUACCAUCUGCAGCCAAGUGGACGCUUUGUCAUCGGAGGGCCUCAGGGAGAUGCUGGUGUCACAGGUAGGAAGAUUAUUGUGGACACAUAUGGUGGAUGGGGGGCUCAUGGUGGUGGAGCAUUUUCUGGAAAGGACUACACCAAGGUGGACCGCUCUGCUGCCUAUGCUGCACGCUGGGUGGCUAAGUCUCUGGUCAAGGCCAAACUGUGCAGAAGAGUGUUGGUUCAGGUGUCUUAUGCCAUUGGAGUCGCCUAUCCUCUCUCAAUCUCCCUUUUCACUUACGACUCAUCCGAAAAAACUGAGAAGGAGUUGCUACAGAUUGUCAACAAGAACUUUGACCUCCGACCAGGUGUCAUUGUUAGGGACCUGAACCUGAAGAGACCGAUCUACCAGAGCACCGCGUGCUACGGUCACUUUGGCCGAUCCGAGUUCCCCUGGGAGAUGGCCAAGAAUCUCAAGGUUUAAACCGAGAGGCGCGCGAGUCUUACCUUCAGUCAUUCAGGCGUUCCUCUCUCAGCUGAUCUUAGUUCUCUUCCCGCAUAUGCUACAUUUCAGAUUAGACGAAUAUAUAUAUAUACUGUAGGCUAAAUGUCAAGAUUGAUCAAUUAAAUCCGGUCUUUUAUUUAGAAGCCUGUCGUGAAAGGAUACCGUGACACUCAUGACAAUCUAUCAUUCCUUCCGUGUUGCCAACUGAUUUUCAGGGGGAGUUGCUAAAGGUAGAUCGAUUUGUAGCUAAAAGUUGUAAAAUGACGUUGUGACGUCAUUGCACGAUGAUGUCACUGCAUAACCACGACACAAAACACACAACGACAUUAUUCAAAUCUCAACAAAAAAUGUUAUUUGUUCAUAGAAGUAUCAUAAACAUAAAGUAUUGUAAUUUUUAAAAGUCACAAGUAAUAUCUUUAUGAUCAGAUUUUUUUUUUACAACAUAAAAUUAUUGAACAGUUAGCCUACACAUUUUAUGUAUUUUCUAAUUAGUAAAAUUAGUAAAAUUGCACAUUCUGAGCAAAUUUUCUUACAGUGUACCUAACUGGACAACAGUUAUAUAUACAAGCUAAUGACAUGCUGUAGAAGCAAAUGAUAAAUGUGCAUUUAUUAUUGACCAAUUGGAACUAGCAACUUAAUGCACAGUUGAUGUUUGUACUGUUAGGCAUCUCUCUCCAGCUCUCUCCAGGCUGAUGUGCUGCUUGACUGGCUGGCUGUUCAAUGGUUUCAUGUUUUUAUGUCAUUUAGAUGAAAAUAUGUGCCUUUUUUUAUCAGAGUCACUUUACAAAAGUUGCUAAAAGUUGCCAAAAACGUUUUUUUUUAAAUAGCAAAUUUUGUUGCUGGGUUGUCUGAAAAGUUACUAAAUCUCUACCAACAAAAUUACUAAAUUGGCAACACUGCAUUCCUUAAAGCUAAAGUGCGUUCUAGCCUAUAUACCAGCUUAGAAUAGGGAGAAAACCUUAAGUAAUCAGCUCAUAGUUUGAUUACCUUAAAAAGUGUAAGUACUGUGAGUCUGUGGUGCUAUCAAAACAUUACUCUGUCAGCAGCAACACUGGCGAGAGUUUUGGGCGGGAAUAUCUGUUUUUCUGAUCAAUGGAAGAGAGCUUGGGAAAACUGCAGUGCAAUUCUGUUUGGUGCCACUAGUGCCUCACAAAAACACAUUUCAUCUUACUUAAAAUUAUUUAAAUCAUAAUUAUUCAGUUUUUACUACACUGUAAUUUCUGUUAAUUUUUUAUGAGCCAAAUUAACUAUUUAGUCAGUUUCUCAUUGUGGCUGUUACAGCAGUGUGUUUUGCGAAGAGUUUUAAGCAUAUUGUGGACCAUUUGGGAGCUUUAGGUUUUAUAAGUUAUACAAUCUGAGAAACAUAUUCCUUGCAUCAUAUAUUUACAGUCUUAAAAGGGUCUAAUUUGUGUGCCUCUUUCUUGCAUCAUAAGAACAUUAUCUUAUUAUGCUUCAUUUUUUGACUGCAUUAUCUCAAUAAUGUUUGAUAAUAGCAGAGGGAUACUAUGAGAAUAUUGUUGUUUACGUGUACAGAUCCUGUGCUGGUCUUACAUUAAUUGUCACCCCUGGAGAGUGAGCAUAUGUGUGUGUGUGUGUGUGUGUCCUACUUCAGUCAUGAACAAAGCCAGAUUAUGUUGCACACUUGAAAUGUGUGUGAAAGCCACUCAUUUAUUUUCUUUAGACUUCUGGGAGUUCAACAGAGGCAUUAACCCUUACAAACACUGUAAACCAACUUCUUACUGUUUUCUUUCAGAUUUUCGACUUUUGUCUUUAAGAUUGAAUUAAGAAUUUGACAUGUAAAUAAUUGUGAAUAAUUAAAGUUGAAGAAAAUUCUUCAUAUA